UUUUUUUUUCCCUUUAUAAUGACUCCAUCAUCUACAUUAUACGAAAAAGCACUCCGUUACUUUUUACUUAAAAAAUAUAAACUAGCUGCUACAACUUGUGAUAAAGCGCUUUGUGCAUUAAUCGAAAAUGAUCCGUUAGAGUUUAAUGUUUGGACACUUUAUUUGAAUAUUACAUUUACAUUGUUGUCAACAAAAUCCCGCUCAUCUCUAAAUUCUGAAAACACUAUUACAAUAACUGAAACUUGCUGCUCUAUUUGGAAGAAGCUUAUUGAUAAUAACCCGCUUCAAGUUGAUCCGAGACUUAUUUCUGCUUAUCUAAUCAUGGUUAUUAAGCUUAAUGAAUAUAAGGUUGCUAGAGAUAGUAUUGAGGAAUGGUUUGCCUCUUUACCUAAUGACGAUACAAAAGAAUAUGAGCAUAUUGUUGAACUCUAUAUCAGAUGUAUUUUACCCGCUCUUGAAGAUUACGAAUCAGCACGAGUAUUUUUAGAAUAUAAUACAGUAUUAACUAACAAAAAGAAGGAGGAAUUGUUAAAGGAUAUUGAACAAGAACAACAAAAAAACAUUUUAGAAAGACAAAAAAGAGAAGAAAACGAAGAAGAAAAGAGAAGAAAAGCAAUAGAAGAAAGAGAGAGAAAAGAAAAGGAAUUGGAAGAAGAAGAAAAAAAUAUUCAGCGGCGACAAGAAAAUAAAGACCUAAGAUCAUCAAACGAAACACCACAAAUGCCUGCAUCAUCAACAUCCUCACACAAGUCAACGAUAAAUAAAAAGACGACGACUAGUUUACUUCAGAAAUGGUUAAGUCAACAACAAACAUCCGGAGUAGUAGUUAUAAUUGUUAUAUUCAUGAUAAUAGCUUUAUUACGGGGACAAAGAACAAGACUAACUUUUGUUUUAAAGAAAAUUUGGGACACUGUCAAAAUGGGCACUAAAAUAACUUAUAUGUAAAUAAAUCCCUUUUUUAGUUUAUUUGAAUUUAUUCAGAAAAAAAUAGUCUAAUGUUAUCGACAUCAUAUUGGAUUAAUUUAGCAACAAUGCCACGGAUAAAGUGAAACUUGUUGACAUAAUUU
Cokeromyces recurvatus is the source of this 1067-nucleotide messenger RNA. RefSeq lists its product as uncharacterized. NCBI's taxonomy places the organism in Eukaryota, Fungi, Mucoromycota, Mucoromycetes, Mucorales, Mucoraceae. The transcript has 3 exons. The record is from RefSeq and is a predicted model, not a curated record. Bases 19 to 945 code for a protein of 308 amino acids.